Molecule: messenger RNA, 2222 nt
Organism: Filobasidium floriforme
Lineage: Eukaryota; Fungi; Basidiomycota; Tremellomycetes; Filobasidiales; Filobasidiaceae
Product: Sec63 Brl domain-containing protein
Exons: 10
Biological process (GO): SRP-dependent cotranslational protein targeting to membrane; post-translational protein targeting to endoplasmic reticulum membrane
Cellular component (GO): Sec62/Sec63 complex
Molecular function (GO): transmembrane protein transporter activity; RNA binding
Source: RefSeq, a predicted model, not a curated record
AACUAUGACGAGUCGGGCGCGUUGGCGUCCUAUUUCGCCAUCUCGUUCCUCUCGCUCAUCCUCUUCCCGACGACCUUGAUCAUACUUCGAAGAGCUGUCGUGGGCACGAAAGGAAAGGGAAAAGAAUGCGAGUGUGAAUCUUGUCAGCGGAAAGUCAAGUAUAUGAAGAGGUUCGCCACGGAAGGAAGCGGGUUGAACCUCCUACUUCUCGCUGGAUGGACGGCUUUCUUCGCGUUAGCGUAUAUUAUCUCUCAAUCGGAAGGUACCGAGACCAAAGUGUACGACCCCUUUGAAAUCCUCGGAUUAAGCUCGGCAAAUCGACCGCCUAUCCUGCAGUCAAGUGACGAGAAAGCUAUCAAGAAGCAUUUCAAGAAGAUCUCCCUGAAAUAUCAUCCCGACAAGAUCAAGGCUAGCGACAAUCAGACCAAGGAAGAGGCCGAGACGUACUUUGUAGAGCUCACGAAGGCAUACAAAUCCCUGACCGAUGAAGCCAUUCGAGACAACCUGCGUAAAUUUGGCAACCCAGACGGUCAGCAGCCUAGGGAAGACAAGAUUGCCAUUCCCAGUUGGGUGGUCGAGGGCAACAACGGACUGUGGGUUUUGGCACUAUAUGGUAUCGGUCUUGGAGGAGGUAUUCCCUUCGUCGUGGGCCGAUGGUGGUUCAAGCAACGAGUCUUGACUAAGGACGGCGCCCUUUCGUCGACCGCCGAACUGUUCUUCCACAACCUGAUCGAGGACAUCUCUUUCCCCGCUCUUUUGGCUCUUAUCGCUUCGGCUCUCGAGAUCAAGACCAUCCUCGCCGCCAAGUCCAGCUCGAAAAAGCAAAAACGUACGCGACAGACACAGACCGAGGCGCUAGAAAAGAAGGUCAGGACAGAGGCCGAGAGGCUGGGUAUGGGCGAUGUCUUGGCCGCUGGAUGGGAGAGUGAGAAGGGCAAGGGGGUCGUCCUGCCCAAUCCUCAUAAUAGGCGAGCGGUUGCGCUUCUGUGGACCCAUCUUUUGCGAAUCGAGGAUAUCGAGGCCGAGUUGCUAGACGAACGUCGCGAAAUCCUCCUUCAAGUUCCGAAGUUCAUCCCCUCGCUCGUCAACGUCUCGGUCGCCUACCACUGGCUGAACACAACUACCAUGUGCAUGAACCUUUACGCUCAACUCGUUCAAGCUGUUCCAUCUCUCGAUUACCCAGCUUUGCAAUUGCCAGGAAUCGAUAUUGAGCAGGCCAAGGUGCUAAUGGAGAAGGGCAUCAGCGGACAAGGGUGGCAAAAGAAGGUUGUUGGAGAUGCUGAGGUGGAAAAGUUGAUCGGUGACGAGGGUAUCAGGAUCGCCAAGGAAUUCCCCCAACUUCAUGUCAGCGAUGCCAAAUUCGAAGUCGAGGGAGAAAACAGCAUCACCGUUGGCUCCCUUUGUCAAUUUGUCUACACCGUACAUCUGACUGCCGAGGAACCAUCGCCGCAGGCUCUCAAGGCUUCUCAGAAGAACCAAAAGGUGGAGGACAAGGACGACAAGGAUGUCGUCUUCGCACACGCUCCUUGCUGGCCAGGGCACCGUAAACCCCAUUGGUGGGUAAUGGUCGCAGAUGGAACCAGCAACACCGUACUAUUCCCGCCGCAGCGAAUUGGCGAUAUUCCCCUCGUGACCUCGGACGAAAAGGACGUCAGCGCUGAGAAGUCUGCAAAAGGCAAGACUUUCAAGUUGACUUUCCCCGCGCCUCCUACGCCUGGAAGCACGUCGCUCGAAGUGUAUUUCAUCAGCGACACUUUCAUCGGAGGAAACUUGGAGCGAUCCGUCGUGCUAACUGUGGCUAACGAAGAAGCAGCACCGCCACCACAGGCCGACGAUGGCGACAUCAGCGACCCAGACGAGGACACCUUGGCUGGGCAGAUUGCGAUGAUGAAGGGACAGCGAGUCAAGAAGGCUGACGAGCAGGACGACGAGGACGAGGAAGGCUCGUCGGACGAAGAAGGCGAUGGCGGACGUGGGACUGAUGAUAGCAGUGAUAGCGAUAGCGAGGACGAGACGCCCAGGGGGAAGAAGGUGGUUGAUAGUAGUGACUCGGAUAGCGAUUAGUCAGGCGGCUCGCAGUAUGCAUCCAUGCCGGAGGUCAGGCAUCACGGUAGCUCUUGCCCUCUGAUUGAGACCAUACGGUUUGAACAAAGGAAGUCUUUUCGGAGCUCCUCGAUCGUCCUUUGUGUGUCCAUUGGCGCAUGAGCGGCAGGGAUGAUAAG